AGCCAAUUUGAAGCUAAAACCCUAAAAGCAUCGUGGAAGAAGAACACUGUCAACAAUGGAGGAGACGAAGAACAUGGAGCUUCUCCAAUCAGACAUAGCCACCUUUGCUUCUUCUCUCGGAUUAUCCACUUCUGGGUUUGAUGACACUGAUUUUCGAAAAUCAACCUCUUCCAAAAAACCCAAAAAAAACAAACCAGAAAUUCCCCAAAAUACCCAGUUAGAUAAAACCUCAAAAAACCCCAAAACUUUCAACAAAAACGAAAAGAAACCACAAUUUGAUCACAAACCCACUAAAAACCCACUCCCAAAGCCCCCACCUUUAUCACUUAAUACCAGCAAUAGCAGUGCAAGAUUAUCUGAUAAGUAUAAGAAUCUUCCCAAGUUACCAUUGGUUAAAGCUAGUGUGUUGGGUGUGUGGCAUGUGGAUGCAGUGGAGUUUGAGAAGGCAGUUUUUGGUGAGGGGAAAGCUAAGUUGGAGUGUAAAAUGGGUGUGGAGGAAUUUGUGGAGAAGAAGAGGGAGUUGGGGGAGAGGUUGAUGUGGCAGUAUGGUCAUGAUUUUGAGCAGAGUAGAGGGCAAAGUGCUCAGAUUAAGAUGUUGACUGCUACUCAAAGGUCUGGUACUGCUGCUGAUAAAGUUUCUGCGUUUUCGGUUAUUGUUGGGGAGAAUCCUGUUGCUAAUUUGAGGUCACUUGAUGCCCUUUUAGGAAUGGUGACAUCCAAAGUCGGAAAACGCCAUGCUCUCACUGGAUUUGAAGCACUCAAAGAACUUUUUGUUUCAAGUUUGCUACCUGAUCGGAAGCUGAAGACCCUUCUGCAGCGGCCCUUAAAUAGUCUACCUGAGACCAAAGAUGGUUAUUCUCUUUUGCUGUUUUGGUAUUGGGAGGAUUGCUUGAAGCAGAGGUAUGAGAGGUUUGUUUCCGCACUUGAGGAAGCAUCAAAAGAUAUGUUACCCAUACUAAAAGACAAGGCAUUGAAGACCAUGUAUGAGCUAUUGAAAAGCAAAUCAGAGCAGGAGCGCAGAUUGCUUCGUGGCCUAGUUAAUAAACUUGGUGAUCCCCAAACAAGGAGUGCAUCCAAUGCUGACUAUCACAUGUCAAACCUUUUGUCUGACCAUCCAAAUAUGACGGCUGUGGUGAUUGAUGAAGUGGACACUUUUCUCUUUCGACCUCAUUUGGGGCUUCGAGCAAAGGGCAUAGCUGUGAACUUUUUGAGCCAAAUCCGUCUGAGUCAUAAAGGAGAUGGACCGAAGGUGGCAAAGCGUUUGCUAGAUGUAUAUUUUGCCUUGUUCAAGGUGCUAAUUUCUGAGAUGGGUGGCAGUCAAAAGAAAGAUAAAAGCAGUAAAGCAGACAAUUUAAACACUUCUCAUCCUGUCAAGGAGCAUAAAAUGAAGAGUUCUUCAGAAUCUCAUGUUGAAUUGGAUUCACGGAUUUUUUCAGCUCUUUUAACAGGCAUUAAUAGAGCAUUUCCUUAUGUUUCAAGUACUGAAGCUGAUGAUAUUAUUGAGAUCCAAACACCGCUGCUCUUCCGAAUGGUUCAUUCAAACAAUUUCAAUGUAGGGGUUCAGGCUUUGACACUUCUUGAGAAAAUCUCAUCAAAAAACCAGAUUGUUAGCGAUAGAUUUUACCGUGCUUUAUACUCAAAACUUCUACUCCCAGCUGCCAUGAAUUCUUCCAAGCCAGGCUAUGUCUAUGGAAUUCUUGGGAAAGCAAUGAAAAACGAUGUGAAUUUGAAGCGUGUUUCGGCCUUCGCAAAGCGUCUAUUGCAGGUGUCUCUUCAGCAGCCACCUGAACAUGCCUGUGCAUGCCUAUUUCUCCUCUCUGAAAUUCUCAAAGCAAGGCCCCCUUUAUGGAACAUGAUUAUGCAGAAUGAAUCGGUUGAUGAAGAACUUGAACAUUUUGAAGACAUAGUAGAAGAAGGUGAUAACAAACCUAGCACAGCAGUAAAAGCUGAAAACAAACGUGAAGUUGUCCACAGGAGUGAUCAGGACAAUCCAGCAAGUGAUUCAGAAGGGGAAGAUGAUUCUGUCGCUAGCUCUGAGAAUGACGAUUCUGACGACGCAGAAGAUGAUUUAUUUGCAAAAAAUAACUCAAAACAAAUCAAAGAACUUCAAACACCAUCCAAUGAUAAUGGAAACCAUCGUCAAACAUCCUCUACAGGUCCUUCCCUUCCUGGAGGUUACAAUCCAAGACACAGAGAGCCUUCUUACUGUAAUGCGAAUUGUGUAAGCUGGUGGGAGCUGAUGGUUCUUGCUUCUCAUGUGCAUCCAUCUGUUGCUACCAUGGCCGGGACCCUUCUGUCUGGGGCCAAUAUUGUUUACAAUGGUGACCCAUUGAAUGAUCUAUCUCUUCAUGCUUUUCUGGACAAGUUCAUGGAGAAGAAAGCAAAGCAGACAACAUGGCAUGGUGGUUCUCGGAUCGAACCAGCCAAGAAGCUCGACAUGAACAAUCAUUUAAUUGGACCGGAAAUUCUAUCAUUGGCUGAAGUGGAUGUGCCUCCUGAAGAUUUUGUUUUUCACAAGUUUUAUGUGAAUAAAAUGAACUCCACAAAGUCAAAGAAGAAGAAAAAGAGAAAGGCAGCUGAUGAAGAGGCAGCUGAAGAGCUUUUUGGUGGGCGCGGCGAUGAUGAAGAUGAAAUAGAUGGUGUGGAUGAAAGUGAUAAUGAAGAGAUUGAGAAUUUGUUGGAUUCUGCUGAUGUUUCUUUUGGAGCUGACGGUGAAUAUGAUUAUGAUGAUUUGGACCGAGUUGCCAAUGACGAUGACGAUGAUUUGAUUGGUAAUGCCAGUGAUGUGGAAAUGGAUUUGGCCUCGGAUAUUGAUGGCUUUUCAAACGGCAAUAAAAGUGAUGAAGAUGCGGAAGCUAUUGAAAUAGGAGUUAUGGAUGACGGUAGCGAUGAUGACUAUGAAGGAUUUAAUAACCGGAAUAGAAAAAGAAAAUCUGGUGCGAAGGCUGGUGCAUCGCCAUUUGCAAGUCUCGAAGAUUACGAGCACUUGUUAAAUGACGAAAGUCCCACAGAAAAGAAAUCUAUGACGAAAAAAAAGCCAAAAUCACGAAAGAAGAAAAAGUCAGAGUGAUGCGUCGGUCAUCAUCAUCUCAUCAUAAAGUAUCAGGUUGUGACAAUCUCUCCUUGUGUACUGGAAAAUAGCAGCAUUGUGCCCUGUGAUACUGAAGUUUUUCAAUGAGCUAUUAAACUAUUGAAGGGCUGGUUGAUUUUGUUCGAGCAACCACCCAUCAAUAACAAGAGAGAAUUGCACAAACAAAUAUUUGUACAAUUACUUAACUCAAUUUAAGCUUCUGUUAUUUAUAGCAUUCUGAUAUUUGGGUUACUA
Mercurialis annua (annual mercury) is the source of this 3325-nucleotide messenger RNA. RefSeq names its product protein SLOW WALKER 2. Gene Ontology annotation, cellular component: nucleus. The transcript is spliced from 16 exons. The record is from RefSeq and is a predicted model, not a curated record. Bases 56 to 3070 code for a protein of 1004 amino acids. NCBI's taxonomy places the organism in Eukaryota, Viridiplantae, Streptophyta, Magnoliopsida, Malpighiales, Euphorbiaceae.